AUGCCGUCAAUUCCACCUCGUCGAGGAAAACAUUACAACAAUGUAAAAGUUGGACCUCCUAUAACAGCAUCUGUUUAUCCACCGACAAUUUGUUUCGGUCGUUUAUUAAAAAAAAUAUGGGGUGCAAAUCCUAUUUGGGAAAUUUCUCAAUCAUCUAUUGAUGUAAAUGAUUAUUUGCCCAUUUGUUUAUAUCCUUCUCCACUUCCAACCUUAACUGAUCAUAUAAAACAUCAAACUCUUUGUGCUAGACCAAUAAUUUGGAUUGUACGAAGAUCUCAAGUACAAUCUCAUCCUAUCUAUCGAUCAGCUGAUAAAAAACGAUUAAUUGAUGAACUUCCAACAGAUCAAAAAUACAAUUUUACUUUAAUUGGAGACGGUCGUCUUGCAUUUGCUCGAAUUCCACAUACGAAAUUCAAGUAUCCUUAUCGAUUAUUGAGUAAACAUAUUGCUCUUGCUAAACACUCUUCUAAUGUACGAUUUGCUGGUGAAAUGAGAAAAGCUGAUAAUGGUGAAACAUUGCUUAUUAAUAAUAAUUCAGGUACUUAUAGACCUGAUGAUAAAAUGGUUCCAUCAGCUGUUGCCUAUUUUCAACGUCUCUUUCCUCAUUUACUUGUACGUGGAAUACCAAGAAAUUAA
Rotaria sp. Silwood1 is the source of this 636-nucleotide messenger RNA. The record is from the annotation of a GenBank genome assembly. Lineage: Eukaryota; Metazoa; Rotifera; Eurotatoria; Philodinida; Philodinidae.